AUGGAAGGUCAUCAAUGUCCAGUUGUAAUACCAAUAGAUUCGGAAUUGAAGGUGCUACCUGUAGCCCAGCCGGGUAACGAUACGGAGCUUACUACUAUCAAGAUCAGGAAGUCGAUUGGUCACGGUGCCUUUGGGCGAGUCUAUAUUGGUACGAUUAACCAAUCUCGCACAGCGAUGGCCAUCAAGCAAACCUGCAUGGAUACGUCCAUCAGCUAUCGCGAACCGGAGAUAAUGCUCCGGCUGCAGGGCCACUGCAACAUUCGGCGCCUACACAUGCACUCGAUCGUACCGAUGGGGGACCCGUCAAAAGAUUACAUACUACUGGUCAUGGACUACCUACCCAUGACCCUGACGCAGUUCAUACGCCACUCGUUGCAACAUAGCCCUAGCAUGGACCUGAUCUACAUUCGCAUUAUCUCCUAUCAACUCUUCCGUGGACUGGCCUAUCUGCAUUCCAUGGGGUAUCUGCCAUCGCGACAUCAAGCCCGAGAAUCUGAUGAUCAGCGACCCCUCACCUACAUCUGUUCGCGUUUCUAUCGCGCCCCGGAACUGUAUGCCAACUGUCAGUUCUACGGCAGCGCUGUGGACAUCUGGAGUGCCGGCUGUGUGCUCGCCGAACUGUUCAAGGGAAAACCCCUCUUCAACAGCGUCUAUCACAAUCAGCAGCAGCUGCGCUGGAUUGUUCACAUCCUGGGCCCCAGCGGUCUGCAGCAUGCCCCAGAGAUCCGUGCCAUGUGGGGGUGUACAUAUAAUGCAACUUCCAUGCAUACACGUCACUCCUGGGAUAAGAUUCUAGGCCGGGCCGUGCCACCCGAUCUGGCCGAAGUGCUAAACUGCUGCCUGGUGUACGAUCCCAACGCCAGGAUCUACCCCUUGUACGCCUGUGCCCAUGCAUGCUACGACGAGCUGCGCAACAUGGAGUUCCUGGACAUCAAAAUGCCAAACGGCUACGAUUUGCCGCCACUGUUCAACUUCAGCAAUUACGAGUUGCAGAUCCAUCCAGAACUGUUGGUGCAACUGCUGCCCCUGUGCCUGUACAAUAAGUAUAAGCCAGCCGAACCCAACACCGUUAUUGGAACAUUUACAAAAUAUUUUCCCGUUAAACCAAAAAAUGGGACCACGACUUAA
Molecule: messenger RNA, 1128 nt
Organism: Drosophila obscura
Lineage: Eukaryota; Metazoa; Arthropoda; Insecta; Diptera; Drosophilidae
Gene: Pk34A
Product: glycogen synthase kinase-3 beta
Exons: 3
Coding region: 1-1128 (375 amino acids)
Biological process (GO): protein phosphorylation; signal transduction
Cellular component (GO): cytoplasm
Molecular function (GO): protein serine/threonine kinase activity; ATP binding
Source: RefSeq, a predicted model, not a curated record